This is a messenger RNA of Pterocles gutturalis (yellow-throated sandgrouse), 742 nucleotides long. RefSeq names its product reticulocalbin 1, EF-hand calcium binding domain (gene RCN1). Gene Ontology annotation, cellular component: endoplasmic reticulum. NCBI's taxonomy places the organism in Eukaryota, Metazoa, Chordata, Aves, Pterocliformes, Pteroclidae. The transcript has 5 exons. The annotation marks the transcript as partial. Gene Ontology annotation, molecular function: calcium ion binding. The record is from RefSeq and is a predicted model, not a curated record.
GAAGAUUGUGGAUAGAAUAGAUGACAACAAAGAUGGCUAUCUCACAACAGAGGAACUAAAAAACUGGAUUAAACGGGUACAGAAACGCUAUAUCUAUGAAAACGUGGCUAAAGUUUGGAAAGACUAUGAUCUAAACAAGGACAAUAAAAUUGCCUGGGAAGAAUACAAGCAAGCCACAUACGGUUAUUAUCUAGAAAAUCCUGAAGAAUUCGAAGAUGCAACCGAUCAGCACAAUUUUAAAAAAAUGCUGCCCAGAGAUGAAAGACGAUUCAAAACUGCAGAUCUGGAUGGAGACUUAGCAGCCACUCGUGAGGAAUUCACUGCUUUCCUUCACCCAGAGGAGUUUGAGCAUAUGAAAAACAUCGUUGUCUUAGAAACCUUAGAAGACAUAGACAAAAAUGGGGAUGGCUUUGUAGAUCAAGAUGAGUACAUUGCUGAUAUGUUUGCAAAUGAAGAGGGUGGACCAGAGCCUGACUGGGUGAUUACAGAGCGUGAACAGUUUUCGGAUUUUCGUGACCUCAACAAGGAUGGAAAGAUGGAUAAAGAGGAGAUUCAGCAUUGGAUUCUCCCACAAGACUAUGAUCAUGCACUAGCUGAAGCCAGGCACUUAGUCUAUGAAUCGGAUGUAGACAAGGAUCAAAAGCUAACAAAAGAGGAGGUUCUAGACAACUGGAAUAUGUUCGUUGGAAGUCAAGCUACUAAUUACGGGGAGGACCUGACAAGAAACCAUGAUGAACUAUGA